AUGCUUGCUUUCUCCCAGCGCGUUGCUGCGGCUGCGCGUACCUCUACGAGGGCCUUCUCUACCACUCCUUCCCGGUCGGCAGACCUAGCAAAACUAGUUCUGAUUGGUCGCUUGGGCAAGGUCCCUGAACUGCGUUAUACCAGGAAUAACAAAGAAUAUGUGCAAUACACCAUAGCGACUACUAACUACCCUCCUCCUCCCCCCAACCCCGACGGCACGCGCAAUGACCCAAAGACAACAUGGCAUAGCAUCCUAUCCUUUAAUCAGAACGUGAACAACUACCUGCGCAUGUUGAAGAGUGGCUCUCAAGUUUACGUGGAGGCGAACUUCGAGUUGCGGGAGCCCGACCCCAGCGCUGAUCCUGACACUCCGCAGGGUCAGCGACAGAUCUUCCUACGCCAUGAAACUAUACGCGUGUUGAAGAAUCCGAAGAACGCGAGUUCAGAGGAAGGGCCCUCGGAAGAGGAGCCUUGA
Fomitopsis serialis is the source of this 474-nucleotide messenger RNA. RefSeq names its product nucleic acid-binding protein. Lineage: Eukaryota; Fungi; Basidiomycota; Agaricomycetes; Polyporales; Fomitopsidaceae. The coding region runs from base 1 to 474 and encodes 157 amino acids. The transcript has 5 exons. Gene Ontology annotation, molecular function: single-stranded DNA binding. Gene Ontology annotation, biological process: positive regulation of helicase activity; mitochondrial DNA replication. Gene Ontology annotation, cellular component: mitochondrial nucleoid. The record is from RefSeq and is a predicted model, not a curated record.